Molecule: messenger RNA, 4207 nt
Organism: Nasonia vitripennis (jewel wasp)
Lineage: Eukaryota; Metazoa; Arthropoda; Insecta; Hymenoptera; Pteromalidae
Product: transcription elongation factor SPT5-like
Exons: 10
Coding region: 428-3748 (1106 amino acids)
Biological process (GO): regulation of DNA-templated transcription elongation; transcription elongation-coupled chromatin remodeling; regulation of transcription by RNA polymerase II
Cellular component (GO): DSIF complex
Molecular function (GO): mRNA binding; protein binding
Source: RefSeq, a predicted model, not a curated record
UACCUAUAUAUGCGCGCCACACAUCGUUACUUGCAGCCCCGCGAUUUCUGGAACUACAUUUCUUGGAAUUCGACAAACUCACGGCUCGCCCCUGCAGCUCUAUAUUUCAUACGACGAUAUCAUCGCAGAAAAACAUAUUCGUCAAAGUUCGAACUAAAGUCAUCAAGGCUAUAUAGAAAAUCCCGGUUUUCAACAUGGCGUCAUUGUUUAUGGCUUCCAAUAGCUAAACAAAACAAGUCUGGACCGCGACUAGUAGUGGCUCUUUGUCUAGACUCUCGUGUUCAUUUAGUCGCACGACGAUCGUCAGACGGAAAGAAGUAAGUAGGUGUAUGUACUUACGCGACUGAGGAAGAAAGAAGUAAGUAGUUGGUGCAUACGCAUUUGAAGCUUUGUUUUGCGUAAAAUAGUGUCAGUGCGUGCGGAGACGAUGUCUUCGAGUUCUGGUUCCGACAGAAACGACGAGGCAUCAGAGUCUAGUCAAUCUGAUGAAGACGAUGUCGGGAGAGAAUCGGAUGAUGGAAUCAAGAAGGAAUACGUUGGCGAGACAGAGGUUGGUCCCUCUGAAGAUGACGUCGCGAGAGAAUCGGACGAUGAGGGAAUCAAGAAGGAAUACGUUGGCAAAACAGAGACUGGUCAGCUCUCUGAAGACGACGUCGCGAGAGGAUCGGAUGAUGAGGAAAUCAACAAGGAGUCAGAAGACGAGACUAUGGAGAAGGCGUCCAAUGUCGGUAGUACUCGGCGCAAAAGACAGAGCGAAUCCAGUCAAGGCUCAGAUGACAGUUAUUCCGAUGAUGAGGAAGAAAAAACUCGCAAAAAGCCUAAAAAGAAGGCCAAGACAGGUGUCAGCGAUUUCAUUCUGCAAGAGGCAGAAGUGGAUGAUGAUCUCGAGGAUGACGAAGAAUGGGAAGAUGGUGCCCACGAGCUUGGCAUUGUCGAAAAUGAAAUUGACGAAGUUGGUCCAACAGCUAGAGAAAUCGAGGGUCGAAGAAGGAUCUCCGACAUAUUCGACUCACAUAAAGAAGAAGAGAUCGAAGAGUAUCUUAGGAACAAGUAUGCAAAUGAAGCAAGAGUAGCUCAUCAUUUUGGAAAUGGAGAACAUAUGAAUGAUGAGAUUACUCAGCAAACACUGCUACCUAAUAUAAAGGAUCCAAAUCUUUGGCUAGUAAAAUGUCGUAUUGGUGAAGAAAUGAAUACUGUACUCUUGCUCAUGCGCAAAUUUCUCACUUAUCAAUACACAAAUAGUCCAUUAGUAAUAAAAUCAGCUGUUGCACCGAAAGGAAUAAAAGGUUUCAUUUACAUUGAAGCUUACAAACAAGUUCAUGUGAAAGCUGCCAUUGAGAAUGUUAACAAUCUCAAAUUGGGAUUUUGGAAACAACAAAUGGUACCCUUAAAUGAAAUGGUAGAUGUCCUCAGGGUAACUUCAAGUAUAAAUAUAAAGCCAAAUCAAUGGGUUCGAAUAAAAAGAGGAAUAUACAAGGAUGACUUAGCUCAAGUGGAUUACAUCGAGCUGGCACAAAAUAAAGUGCAUUUAAGACUGUUACCAAGGAUUGACUAUCAAAAAUUACGUGGGGCAUUGAGAUUAAUGUCAGAGGAAGCUGAGUCUACUAAACGCAAAAAAACCAGGCCACCAGCCAAACCUUUUGAUCCUGAAGCAAUAAGGUCAAUAGGAGGUGAAGUAACAAGCAAUGGAGAUUAUCUUGUUUUUGAAGGAAAUCAUUAUUCUCGUAAGGGUUUUCUUUUCAAACACUUCAACAUCAAUGCUAUCAGAAGUGAAGGAAUAAAACCAACACUAGAAGAAAUAGAGCACUUUGAAGAUUCUCCUGAAAACAUUGAUAUUGAACUUAGUGAUGCACCUGCUACUGGACCUGGUGCAAAAUUUGAUCAAAUGUGUAAUUUCAGUACUGGAGACAAAGUGAAAGUUAAUGAAGGUGAACUGAUCCACUUGCAGGGAAAAAUAGUUUCUAUCGAUGGUAAUAAAAUAAUGGUUAUGCCAAGCCAUGAGGAGUUAAAUGAACCCAUAGAGUUUAUGGCCCGUGAAUUAAGGAAGUAUUUUAACAUUGGAGAUCAUGUUAAAGUCCUUGCGGGUAAAUAUGAAGGAGACACCGGUCUAAUUGUGCGAAUUGAAGAAAAUCGUAUCGUUUUGUUUUCUGACGUGUCAAUGCACGAACUUGAAGUGCUACCAAUCAACCUUCAACUUUGUCCAGACAUGGCAAGUGGUGUCGAUCGCCUAGGCAAAUUUCAAUGGGGUGAUCUCGUGCAACUAGAACCACAAACUGUGGGCGUGAUCGUGCGACUUGAACGCGAUAACUUUCAAGUUCUGUCAAUGCAUGGUAACGUUGUUCAGGCCUCACCCGUAUCUUUGACCAAGUAUAACGAAAACAGGAAUACUACUGCUUUGGAUAUGUACCAAGAUUCCAUUAGGAGAAAAGAUAUCGUAAAAGUAUUAGAUGGACCACACUCCGGCAGAGAAGGAGAGAUAAAGCACCUCUAUAGAAAUUUCGCUUUCCUGUAUUCUAAAGUCUACAUCCAUUCUGGUGGUAUAUUUGUUUGUAAAACGAGACAUCUGCAGCUAGUUGGAGGACUCAAGAGUAAAAAAGAAUUAAUUGCUGAGCUGACAAACUAUCCUUUUGCAUCACCUACGCGCUCUGACGUAAGUCCGCAACAAGAAAAAGGAAAGGCUCGUGUUCACAGCAGUUUCGGUGGUUCAUAUCCUACUCGUGAUAAAAAAUUGAUUGGAACAACGAUCAGAAUCACAGGGGGACCUUACAAAGGAAACAUUGGCUUUGUAAAAGAUGCCACAGAAAGUGCAGUCAGGGUCGAGUUGCAUUCACCCUGUCAGACAAUUUCAGUAGAUCGAUCUCAUAUUAUGAAUCUUGCACAACUAGGACCGAAUGGCACUCCUAGAAAUAACUACACUCCUACGUACAGUGCAGGAGGCCGAACGCCGAUGUACGGAGCAAGGCAAGAUGGGUCAAAGACACCAAUGCAUGGUUCGCAAACGCCUAUGCAAGGUGCACAGACACCAAUGUAUGACACUGGUUCUCGUACUCCCUACUAUGGUUCGAUUACGCCUUCGCAUUCGGAAGGAGGAAAUACUCCUCGCAAUACUGGAGCUUGGGAUCCUACUGUAGCGAAUACACCAGCUCGAAAUAGCGAAUACGAUUUAGAUGAUCCGGAUGAUGCACCUUCUGCUUCACCUAUGUAUCAAGAGUCUCAAUCCUCUAACUCGAUGUACGAUCCGGACCCAAGUGCAAGCCCAAUGAUGAGUGUUGUUAGUCCAAGUCGCAGCGGUGGCAUAACGCCAUCUCACUCAGACAUGGGUUUUAUGAGUCCAAAUUAUACGCCUUCUUCUCCGACAGAAUCCAAUGCUUCCAUGUUGGCAGAUAAUGUAGAUACUCCAGACUCACCGGACCGUGUAGGAAGUCCAUACUCGCUAAAUGAUGUACAGACUCCAGACUCACCGGAUCAUGUACAAAUUUCAUACUCACCAGCUUCUCCCAGUAUAAAUUUAUCACCAAGGAGAAAUGGAAUUCCAUACUCGCCAGCUUCUCCUAGUAUAAAUUUAUCGCCAAAGAGAAAUACAAUUCCAUACUCACCAGCGUCUCCCAGCAUAAAUUCGUCGCCAAUUAGAAAAACACUUUCAUACUCGCCAGCUUCUCCGAGUAUAAAUUCAUCGCCAAACAGAAAUGCAAUUUCAUACUCACCAUCUUCACCUAAUGCCAAUUCAUCACCAAAUGAAAGUGAAUAAUUUUAUGCAAGCAUAAUAUUGAAUAUGCUCAACUUUACAGUAUUUGAGUCAAGAUAUCUCAAGUUCCUUAAGUCUUUUAAGGUAUUUAAGCAAUUUUUUUUUUUAUGUUUUUACUUGAAAGUACUAUAAAUAUUAUUAUAGUUAUAUUAAAGGUACAUUACCUUUAGUUCUCAUGUGAUAGUUACCAAACAUUUGUUAACUAUAUUAGAUAUUCUGCUAUGUUAUUGAUUAAUAGCAAAGUUUAGUAUUUUUUAGUUUUCACGCUUGAUUAGAAUUUGAAAUUCACCAAGUUAUAGCUCAUAAAACAAAAACUUAUAAGUAGAUUUUAUAAGUUUUUAUGUGACGAUAAAGCCAUAUUAAAAAUAAGAAUAUUUUUAAGUUAAUGUAGCCAUAGAUCAUUUGACAAAAAACAGCGACGGUGGCUCUUUAUUUUGAAAUAAAAAAGAACUCAAAUCAUAA